Messenger RNA from Leptonychotes weddellii (Weddell seal), 3199 nucleotides. The record is from RefSeq and is a predicted model, not a curated record. NCBI's taxonomy places the organism in Eukaryota, Metazoa, Chordata, Mammalia, Carnivora, Phocidae.
AGAAGUGAACCGUCUUUUAGCGUGCGUCUAGCGGUAGAGCGUCGUGACGUAAUGUGAAGGGUCGCCCAGAAGGGCUGAGCUGGACCAAUGAGGCGGGACAGGGGGCUGGUUUCCUGUUCUCACGCCCCGCGCUCAGACCCAGCCUGAGGAAAGUUUCGCUUCGAGAGAGAGAGAGAGAGAAGCGAACAUGGCAGCGCGUUGGUGGUUUUGCUGUGUCUCCGCGAACAUGGCGGCGGCGCUGCUGCUCAGUUACGGGGUUCCCUCAGCCUCUGCCCAAAGAAAGAAGGAGAUGGUGUUAUCAGAAAAGGUUAGUCAACUGAUGGAAUGGACCAAUAAAAGACCUGUAAUAAGAAUGAAUGGAGACAAGUUCCGUCGCCUUGUUAAAGCCCCACCAAGAAACUACUCCGUUAUUGUCAUGUUCACUGCUCUCCAACUUCACAGACAGUGUGUCGUGUGCAAGCAAGCUGAUGAAGAAUUCCAGAUCCUGGCAAACUCCUGGCGAUACUCCAGUGCAUUUACCAACAGGAUAUUUUUUGCUAUGGUGGAUUUUGAUGAAGGCUCUGAUGUAUUUCAGAUGCUAAACAUGAAUUCAGCUCCAACUUUCAUCAACUUUCCUGCAAAAGGGAAACCCAAGCGAGGUGAUACAUACGAGUUGCAGGUGCGUGGUUUUUCAGCUGAACAGAUUGCCCGGUGGAUUGCUGACAGAACUGACGUCAACAUUAGAGUAAUUAGACCCCCAAAUUAUGCUGGUCCUCUUAUGUUGGGAUUGCUUUUAGCUGUUAUUGGUGGACUUGUGUAUCUUCGACGAAGCAAUAUGGAAUUUCUCUUUAAUAAAACUGGAUGGGCUUUUGCAGCUUUGUGUUUUGUGCUUGCUAUGACAUCUGGUCAGAUGUGGAACCAUAUAAGAGGACCACCAUAUGCUCAUAAAAAUCCGCACACAGGACAUGUGAAUUAUAUCCAUGGAAGCAGCCAAGCCCAGUUUGUAGCUGAAACACACAUUGUUCUUCUGUUUAAUGGUGGGGUUACCUUAGGGAUGGUGCUGUUAUGUGAAGCUGCUACAUCUGACAUGGAUAUUGGAAAGCGAAAAAUAAUGUGUGUGGCUGGUAUUGGACUUGUUGUAUUGUUCUUCAGUUGGAUGCUGUCUAUUUUCAGAUCUAAAUAUCAUGGAUAUCCAUAUAGCUUUCUGAUGAGUUAAAAAGGAUCCCAGAGAUAUGUAGACACUGGAGUAAUGGAAAUUGAAAAAUGAAAAGAGUGUGUGUGUUUGAAAAGAAGAAUGAAAUUUGUGUAUUUUGUAUUACCUCUUUUUUUCAAGUGAUUUAAAUAGUUAAUCAUUUAACCAAAGAAGAUUUGUAGUGCCUUAACAAGCAAUUUCUUGUCGAAAUCAUGAAGUAUUUGGAUACAGUUCUCCUCUUAACCUUCCCUUCCUGAUGAACUGUAUGUAACAGUUAAUUUAGUAGAAUUAAGUACAUUAUAAAAAUUUUAUAACUACAUUUUAAUUAAAACAAGGUUCAGAACUGCUUUAGUUAACUAUUGGCCAUCUGAUUUUAUAUUAUCUUAUCCAAAGGUAGGGGAAAAAAAGUCCUGACCAGGUGUUCCUACAUAAGCCUAUUACAGACAGAUGCAUCAGGAAUGCAUUCUUAGCUGUUCCAUCUUUGCAUGGAUGUGUAUACUUUGUACAUCUUUCCUUUUGGUCAGAGAAAUCGUUAUGUGCUAUGUGAUCUUCUGACACGUCUAGCCUUUAGAAAAGAUUAGCCAGUCCUCCCCCUCCUUUCAUGUUUCCUACUGAAAUACAGUGCUAGCUAUGCUUCUUGGUCGCUGUAGACAUUAAAAAGCCUAAAUACAGGAUUAUGAUUUCUGCAUGAGUGUGGUGUUAACUACUUUUGUUUGGAAAGAUUUCAAGUUCAUUCUGUCUCCUUAAUUUAUUUAAGGUAGGUCCCUCUCUAAUAAAAAUGUAGCUUAGUGCUAAAAUCAGUGUAACUUAAAAAUGGUCUAAAUUGUUUCUACAAAUUAGAGAUUGUCACUUACUUCAUUUGUACCCCAAAGAAAAAAAUAGGUUCAUCUAGUUAAGUCGAUUUCUGUAUUACAGUUACAACAUAUUUCAUUAACCCUUGUAUUUAGGAAAAGGACUCCCCUAGAUUGGGAAAAGCAUAUCCUGAUAUAUUGAGUUGUUGCUUAUGAAUAGAAAGUAAAUUGUUUCUUGAAAGUUGUUAUGUUUUUGCUAUUAUUUUAGCCUUCAUUCUUUCACUUUAAGUGGAGAAACAGUAAACAUUUGAAGAGGUUUUAUUUGAAUUUUGUCUUUUUUUUCUGUCAGUGGAAAUAACCAUAUAUGCUAACCAAAUUUUUGUGAAGAAUGAAAGUUGAUGGUUAUCAUUAGAUCUAGCCAUAACCUCCCCCAUAGUUAUGAAGAGUAUCCUGAAAUUUCACUAUUAUAGAAAUAUAAUAAUGACUGUGAAAAAAUUUUUAAAAAAUCUUAGAAGUAUUACAUUAAAAUAAUACUUUGCCUACUACUAUUUACCAUCUAAUAACUUUCCCAUGUGGUCUAGAAGUCUUAUAUAAUAGAGAUUUGCAGAAGAGAUGAAUAUAAUUGCCUAAGAAGAAAUGUUUUAUGUGGAUUUUUUGUUUUUGUUCCAAGAUUUGGCAGGUCAGGGCAUAUAGUUGACCUUUUACUCUUUAGUGGAUCCACUUUUUGUUAAUUACUUCCCUAUAAAUUGUGUGAUUCUGGAUUCUUUAUCUGCUGUUCUUGUAAUUGUCUCAGGCCAAAUAAGUUUAUGCUGUGAUUCUUACGAGAUUUGUAUGAAGAUGCCCUGAUUUGUACAGACUGACCAGGGUAAUACUACUGCCAUGUAAUCUGUAUAGCUUCACAUAAUGUGCCAUGAGCAUUGAAAGAAUGACACUUUUUUGUAUUUGUUUUGUCUCCCUUAAGAGCACAUUCUUCUUGUGCAAGGAGAAGAGUUGCAUUCUGGCUAAAAUCUGUAGAAAGCAGAUUUACUAAACUUAGAGUUACUUUUGUGGAAGUUUUGAAAUUCGCUUUCAUCUGAAGUGCCUUAAGUAGACUCUUAAUUUACUUUUCCAGUAAUGUUUUAAAUAUUUGUUACGCAUUUAAAAAAUACUAUUCAAAAUGACACAUUGUAGUAGCAAAGAUAACCAAAUGUCUGGCUGUUUGCUUUUUGACCAUAUCAAUAAACUUUUACAAUCUAAA